GGAAAACUGUCCAGCGGCGCCCUGGCCUUCACACUAUAGACGAAACACUUUGCCCGAAACUUUUCUCCAGAGUAGAGUUCUUUGUCAACUUCCGUUGAGUUCGUCGAAAGUUGUCAAUACCCCAGAUACCCAAGCAGUUCAGCAUGAGGUCCCCGUUGAAAUUGGCGAUGGCGAUGGCCUCGCUGUUGCUCGCACCUGUGUAUGCCGCCAUUACUCGUACUUUCAAUGCCCCGGCGGGAUACGAUUGGGACACACUGCAUAGCUCAAUCCAUAUGGAUGUCACCAAGAAUAACGUGCCGCAAUAUACCAAUACGCUCAAGGCAGGAGUGACCUAUAAGCUUAUCGGAACUGGGUUGUACGAUCACUACGGAAAUUCGGUCGAUCCUAUUUGCAUUUACACCUCAUCCACCGCGGACGGCGGGACAGGGUGUGAUGCAAACGGAUGGGGUCCAAAUGCGGGAUUCUUCUCCACCGCCCUCGGCGUUACUUGCGCGGCCACCAAGCCUCUGGCUUUCUGGACGAACGGAAAUAGCUACUGCCCAACGGGUGGCCUCGCUACACGCGAGUACAUCGUUUAUAUCACCUCCACCGCCGAUACCACCGUAGACUUCUACUUGCUGGACUCGAAUGUUUCUGGCAAUAAAGAUAUCUCGGGAGGAGUUUACUUCAAGGUGUACUCUCCCACGCCUGCUGGCGGAACGACUACGACAUCCAUUUCCACACAGCGCACGACGUCCACGGUUACGACCACGCAGCGCACGACGGCGACAGCCACCGCCACCUCGACCACCACGGCCACCGCUACGAGCGUUUCCACGCAGCGGACGACCGCCACGGCCACUUCCACAACGACUGCAACAGCUACUAGUGUGUCCACUUACCGCACAACCGCAACCGCCACUUCCACAACAACGGCGAUUUCACUUUCAACGGCUACUAGUGUGUCCACUUACCGCACAACCGCAACCGCCACUUCCACAACGACGGCGAUUUCACUUUCGACGGCUACGAGUGUGUCCACUUACCGCACUACUGCAACCGCCACUUCCACGACAACGGCGAUUUCACUUUCGACGGCUACAACGGUAUCCACUUACCGCACAACGGCGACGGCAACAUCCACGGCAACAGCCACGGCCACUUCGACCACUACAGCGACGGCGAUUUCUACUAAAAUUUCUACAGCAACGGCUACUGCGACCUCCCUGAGCACAGUAGUUUCAGUAUCAACUUCCCGCAUCACAAGCGUCACAACUGCCACGGCUACUUCUACUGCCACUUCGACCACAACGGCGGUUUCUACUACGAUCUCCACUGCGACAGCCACAACUACUGCGACGUCGCUUAGUACAGUACUUUCGGUAUCAACUUCCCGCAUCACGAGCAUUUCCACAGCUACCCAAAUGUCUACGGUUACCAGUGUCUCCACAGCUCCAGGGACGACUGUGGUUUCCACGCUUGCCGGAACUACUAAAACCACCACAGCGACCGCCACUUCAACAUCUACGGCAACGGCGACAUCUACUUCUACCGUUACGAGCGUUUCGACUGCGAGUGUGCUAGUAAAAGGUACGGCAACGGUGACUUCCACGCUUGCCGGAACCACGACGACUACUACCGCCACGGCCAUUUCUACUGCCACGGCCACGUCCACUGCCACUCAGACGUCCACCGUUGUCUCGACUGCGCCUGGGACGACCGUGGUGUCAACCUCGAGCGUCCUGAGUACUCAGACGGUUGUAACGACGCAACCAGCUUCGACCACGACCACCACGGCAACUCAGCCUGCAUCUACGUCUACCGUUACAAGUGUUUCGACUGCGCCCGGGACGACAGUGACAUCAACCUCCAGCGUUCUGAGUACUCAGACCACCACGGCCACGGCCACGGCCACGGCCACCAGUACUCUGAUCUCGAGCGUUCUUAGUACUAAAACGGUCGUAACAACACAGCCUGCGUUGACCACAACCACUACGACAACACAGCCUGCAUCUACUUCUACCGUUACAACUGUUUCGACUGCGCCCGGGACGACAGUUGUGUCAACCACCAGCGUUCUGAGUACCCAGACCACCACGACGACGGCCACGGCGACCAGCACUCUAAGUGUGCUCAGCACCAAGACUGAUACGGCCACUGUCACCUCUAGUAUCUACAGCACCCGAACGGCCACGGCGACGGCCACACAGACCAACACGGAAACCCAGACCACUACGGCCACGGCCACGGCCACCAGCACUCUGAUUUCUAGCGUGCUUAGCACGAAGACCGAUACGGCUACCGUGAUUUCCAGCGUGCUAAGCACCAAGACGGAUACGGCUACCGUCACCUCGAGUGUGGUCAGCACCAAAACCAAUACAUUGAGUCAAACCGUGACGACAACGGAAGCUGCGGUCACAAUUGUCUCCUUGUCGACCACGACGAAUACGCAGACGACGACUGCCACUGAUACCCAAACAAGAAGUUUCACUGAGACGGCCACGGCAACUCAGACGCAGACGCAGACAUCGAUUCAAACUCAGACGGCCACCGCGACGGCGACUAGUACGGCUACUCAGACCCAGACGCAGACAUCGAUACAAACUCAGACGGCCACCGAAACUGAAACAACUACGGCUCUGUCGACCACCACGACUGUCUCGACCGAGGUGGAUAACUUCUACUACACAAGCUAUUCAACCCUCACGUCCAUCAGCGUGCGUCCCGCUAGCACGGUUACGAGCACCACGACCGAGGUCUCGACUGAAGUCGACACGGAGACAGCGACCAUCACUGCGGAGGGAAAAACGGUCACCGCUACAGCCACCACCACGGCUGUCUCGACUGAGGUGGAUAACGUUUACUACACGAGCUACUCGACGGUCACGUCUGUCAGCGUGCGUCCCGCUAGCACUGUUACGAGCACCACGACCGAGGUCUCAACUGAAAUCGACACGGAGACAGCGACCACCACUGCGGAGGGAAAAACGGUCACCGCUACAGCCACCACCACGGCUGUCUCGACUGAAGUGGAUAACUUUUACUACACGAGCUACUCGACGGUCACGUCUGUCAGCGUCGGGGCUGCGAGCACGGUUACAAGCACCACAACUGCGAUCUCCACCGAGAUCGACACGGAGACUGCGACCACUACCGCGACGACAACUCAGACUGGAAGUGUUUCUACCGUGACGGAGACGACUACGGCCUCUGCGGCUACUCAAACCGAGACGGUGACGGUUACUGCAUCUGCUAGUACGCAGACUCAGACGGUGACGGUUACGGCCUCUGCGGCGACUCAAACCGAGACGGUAACGGUUACUGCGUCAGCUAGUACGCAGACCCAGACGGUGACUGUAACUCAGUCCACCGCAGCACCCGCUACAACAACGACGGCCACGACCACGGCCACGGAAACCGUAACUGAACAUGCCCCGGUUUCUUGGAUGACAGUCACCGAAUCGGCAUCAACUUCGUACAUUACCAGCACAGCUACCGAGCGGGAGACCGUAGUUUCCACCACAACUGCCGCCAAGGCCACCGUAACGCAAACUACGACCGAAACAACGACAGUGGUUUCUACGGCAGCGCCAGAGACAGUCACCCAGCAUCAGACAGCCUUUGUGACGGAGACGCAGGUGAAGACCACGACGGUCUCGGUAUCCCCGGCCACGGUGACCUCGUUCAGCACCACCACGGCCACCACCACCCGCACCAAAACCGACACUAGCACAUCCACCACCACCGAAACCACCACUCGCACGAAAACCACCACGGAAACCAGCACGUCCACCACAACGACAACAGUCACCGCUACACCCAGCGGCACUGGCACCGGCUCCUCGUCCACCACCGCCGCAGCUGCUAGCAUAGGUGGCGGGAUCGCGGCAUUAGGAGCCGUUUCGGCCGCGGUUUUCGUCGGCCGCCGUCGUCGCGGAGCCCAAUUGCGUGAACGGGCCGCACUGCAGCACCAGACGCGGGACCGGGCGUUCAACUAUGUGAAUCCACUCUAUACCGCCCCGGAAGGCAUGCAUGAGAACCCGCUGUACGAAGACACUGGGAUGAUAGAGUAUUAGAGACGUGUUGGGGACAUGCUUUUGUACUGAUACCUUCUUUUGGUAAUUGGGUGCGCCCGAAAUCGUACUUAGGUAGUUUUUAGGGGUAGCUUGCGCAUAGGUAGAUUAGGGAUAGCGUUUGACAUUUUUGGCAUCAGAGCGGAGACACUUCUCGUGUUCUUUCAUAAUUCAGUACACAUAGCAUACACUUUGCAAAUAAUACCCACAAAAACGGGCCCAUCGGCCCAGCAUACUGC
Fimicolochytrium jonesii is the source of this 4291-nucleotide messenger RNA. RefSeq lists its product as uncharacterized. Bases 144 to 4055 code for a protein of 1303 amino acids. The transcript has 5 exons. The record is from RefSeq and is a predicted model, not a curated record. Lineage: Eukaryota; Fungi; Chytridiomycota; Chytridiomycetes; Spizellomycetales; Powellomycetaceae.